AUGGAUCCAGAGCGCGUACGAGUCAUUCGGGAGUGGGAGAAACCCAACCCAGGAGAUGUCCGCGCGGUACGGAGAUUCCUGGGGUUUGUCAACUUCUAUCGACGAUUCUGCUUAGGAUUCAGCAAGGUAGCAAGGCUGCUGAAUGACCUGUUAAAGAAGGAUGCAGGGCGCACCUGGGAUAACCGCUGUACUGAGGCGUUCCAGGCUCUAAAGGACCUCGUUUCGAAGGAGCCAGUCCUCGCUCAUUUCGACCCUGAGAAGGAGACGGUUGUGGAGUGCAACGCGAGCGACCAUACAGUUGGUGGAGUGCUCUCGUAA
Molecule: messenger RNA, 318 nt
Organism: Endocarpon pusillum Z07020
Lineage: Eukaryota; Fungi; Ascomycota; Eurotiomycetes; Verrucariales; Verrucariaceae
Exons: 1
Coding region: 1-318 (105 amino acids)
Source: RefSeq, a predicted model, not a curated record